This is a messenger RNA of Cooperia oncophora, 312 nucleotides long. The record is from the annotation of a GenBank genome assembly. NCBI's taxonomy places the organism in Eukaryota, Metazoa, Nematoda, Chromadorea, Rhabditida, Trichostrongylidae.
AUGUCGUCGUCACCGGCGUCAGCCUCAACUACGCCGAAGCCUCUGCAUAAAUACGGAGCAUUCGAUAUGGAUGAAAAUGCAUUUCUUCGUGCUCUCGUGGUUAUUGGAGGAAUCCUCUUUCUCGUAGCUGUCUAUUGUCUCAUCAAAUGUUGCCGGUCCAAUUCAAGCCGGAGUCGAGUACGAAAAUAUGACCUUGUGACGGCUAGAGACUUACAGCGGACGGCGCUCGCCGUCGAUUCCGAUUCUGAGGACGAUCUAUUCGAGCCGCCUUCAUCUGAUCGGCAAAAGCUUGUUCCUGCCAGCUCUUCUUAG